UGUUUUGUGAAGAGCGUUGUGCGCUCUCUCGUGGAUUUUCUUGGACAUUGUGUUCAGUUUCAACAGGAAAGCACAGCGUUCAGAGCAUAUAUGGGGGGUUGUUGCAUGCAGUGUCUAUUUGCCUGGCACCUGUUGCUGGCUUAUUAUUUUCAGCGCUGGUCUACUGAGGAUUUAACAACAGCAUCGUUCACCUCAUAUCAGGACCAUGUCGGAGGAGCAAACUGAUUCUAACUCCAGUCGGUAUUAUUUUGACAAUACUUCAACUAGAGUCCAGAGCAGCUUCGUGUUUUCAGGACCCAUAUUUGUCAUUUUGAUGGUGAUGAUGGUGACUUUGGUUGUUGUGAUAGUUUUGGGUAACGCACUGGUCAUUUUGGCCUUUAAAGUGGACAAGAGUUUGAGAAGACAAUGCAAUUACUACUUCCUGAAUUUGGCAAUAUCAGAUUUUCUCGUUGGGGCAUUCUGCAUCCCAGUCUACAUCCCUUACAUCCUCACAGGCAGGUGGACGCUGGGCCGAGGACUGUGUAAACUGUGGCUGGUCAUGGACUACCUGCUUUGUUCUGCGUCUGUCUUCAACAUUGUCCUCAUCAGCUACGACCGCUUCCUGUCAGUCACCAGAGCAGUAAGUUACCGUGCCAGACAGAGCAUGACUCAUCAAGCCAUAAUCAAGAUGAUUGCUGUCUGGGUGCUAGCCUUUGUCCUGUACGGGCCAGCUAUCAUAUUCUGGGAGCUGGUGAUGGGCAGAAGCCGCGUGCCAAAGGAUGAGUGCUUUGCGGAGUUCUAUUACUCUUGGUACUUCCUGCUGAGUGCCUCUAUGCUGGAGUUUUUCUCUCCUUUCAUCUCGGUGGCUUUCUUCAACCUCAGCAUUUACCUCAGCAUACGCAGGAGGAGGCUCCACAGCAGGGAGGCCCAGCUCCACCUUCAACUGAGCAAACCUGCUUCUGCCCAGGGGGAAAGUGUCCCCUUGUCCCACAACUGGGGGUUUGGGAUGAAACUGGCUGUAAGAGGCUCUAUCCACUCCCAGACCUCCUCUCCCAGUUUGGGUAAACUAGAUCCCUCAACCAGCAGGGCUGCUCAGCCUAGCCGUCUGUCCAGGGAUAAGAAAAUUGCUAAGUCCCUGGCCAUCAUAGUGUGUGUGUUUGCCAUCUGCUGGGCACCGUACACCCUACUGAUGAUCAUUCGCGCUGCCUGCAGAGGGCGGUGCAUCCCGCAUCACUGGUACGAGAUCACCUUCUGGCUCCUGUGGCUCAACUCUGCUAUUAACCCAUUCCUGUACCCGCUUUGCCACAGUAGCUUCCGCAGGGCCUUUAGCAAGAUUCUCUGCCCAAGGCGGCAUACUACUCCCCCAUCAUCUGUCCUUCGUGCUGGCCAGUGACAAGCGGAUACCCAUGCCUGAAUGGGGAUGAACAAUGUGCCAAAACUAUGGAUGGAAGCAUUCAAAAUCUAAGCCCAUAAAUUCCACAGUUUCAGCUGUUGAAGCUAAACUGUGCAUCACAGUUUGUCAUAUAGACCAUAAUUAAUAGUUUUCAAUUGUGCAUUUUAGUGUUUGGAUGUAUAAGGUUGGUACUGUCCAGUAUAAUGUAAUUUACUGUCAAUCAGUUCACUGUGUUCACAUGUAGAGUAUGUAUUAAACUUUCAUCAUAGGCAUGAAAAUUAUUCUCCUGUCUCUAGGUUAUUGGGUAAGACAAAAAAAACAACAACAGAAAAGGGUGAAAGAGAACACUCUCUUCAGACCUGUUGAUAAAUACCAUUCAGACAAUAUAACAACCAGAUCUGCCAGCUGUGGCUUAUGUACUGUAUGUGUCUGUAGAAAUAAGGUCCAGAAAUGAAUUUUCCUUGAUUAACUGCCACAUUCUUUGACACAUUUAUUGUCCACUUAUAAAAUCUAGUUAUGUUUCAUUUUCUACAGUAUAUCAUCACAUAACCCACAUAUUUAUCUUGAAUGAGCGCCAUUCAUUCAUCAGUUAUGUUGUCUUGUUCUUUAUAUUAUGCAGCUUGUAUCUUGAAUUUACAUAUAUUAUAUUGAGGAUUUAUGUUGAUAAAAAGAUAAGUAUUGCCCUCACUGUGACAUUCCUUGCUUCAGCUGAAGUAAAACAGAUCACUAUCGCCCUCUGCUGUUAGAAAGUUUACUACUAUUAAUUUUGCAGUAGCACAGUGAGAAAGUACCAUUAGUGUAAAUGUAUGUAAAAUGAAAUGUGUUAUUAAAGCCUAACAUUUUAUUUUCUCUCUUUAUGGGCCACAUUGUUAUACAACAAAUUAGUAAUGGAUUACAGUUCUCCACACACUGAGUUCAUUUUCUGCACAUUCAUCACCCCAUGUUAUAAAAUAAAUGACUUCUUUACUGCACUGUAGAAAAACAACACAAACAAAAGGAAACAUUCAUUUUUAUUUUUAACUGUUUACGUUAUUCGGGAUUAUUGCCACUAAACCACUCCACAGCAAUACCACCAUCACUGCCUUAUUUUAUUUUAUGUUUUAGUUUGUUUUACAGAAGGCAUUUGGUUUUAUGUAAGAGAGAGAAGUAAUCUGUUUACAGACAAUGCCAAAAUACCAUUUUACUGCUAUGAUCAGCAGGUGUAUGUAUACAUAUGUGCCACUAGAUGUCACCAUUAACCUUUACAGCUUCCUGUGUGUGUAGUACUUGAGCAUUAAGCUUCGAUUUGUCAUUGAGUGAAGUCAAUCUUUGAGAUUGGCCUUGGUUUACAUGAACUGUUUUUUAUUGUUUGUGUUGGAAUUGUCAGUUAAAUACAUGCUAUAUUUUUGUACCAGGACUGUGACUGAUAUAAAUUGUAAUAGAGGAAUGUAACCUAAUAAUCAUAGGUCUAUAAAAUUGGAUGGUGCUCUCGUUACAUUUUCUCACAGUGAGCCCUUUCACUGUCACAUAGUAUCACUUGUAAUUGCAAAACUUGAACAGUUACAGUAUGUCCUAUGCUUUAGCAAAUGUUUUGUAUAGUCCUUAAGUGCUGUCAUGCUAUAUA
This is a messenger RNA of Siniperca chuatsi (mandarin fish), 2975 nucleotides long. RefSeq names its product histamine H3 receptor-like. Gene Ontology annotation, molecular function: histamine receptor activity. The record is from RefSeq and is a predicted model, not a curated record. Gene Ontology annotation, biological process: adenylate cyclase-activating adrenergic receptor signaling pathway. The transcript has 3 exons. Gene Ontology annotation, cellular component: membrane. The coding region runs from base 206 to 1372 and encodes 388 amino acids. NCBI's taxonomy places the organism in Eukaryota, Metazoa, Chordata, Actinopteri, Centrarchiformes, Sinipercidae.